CCGCACCAUCGAUGCUCCCCCACCACCACCACCACCAUCACCACCACCAUCGACGUAUCAUCAGAAAUCUCUGCAGACCAUGAGACAAAAUGGCAAAUUACGCGACUCUUAACCUCCAGAGACAACUCCAAGAAUAUACAGUACAUCCAAACGACAACUUCUCAGUCGGUUUCAUUGACUCGACGACCUAAGGGUACGCCAUACGAGGGCGGGCUGUUUAAAGCGAAGCUCACGUUCCCCAAAGACUUUCCCAUAAGUCCGCCUACAAUGCAAUUCCUGUGCGACAUGUGGCACCCAAACAGUCUGUCCACUCAUUGUCUCAUUGAUUGCCACCAAUUAAUACCAUUGUUUGUGCCCACUGUAUACCCGGACGGGAAGGUGUGUAUCUCAAUACUGGACCCACCGCUCAAAGAUGUUACUAUCAGUGGACAGGCGACUGAGCGAUGGCUACCCGUGAAUACGGUGGAGACUAUA
Messenger RNA from Oppiella nova, 474 nucleotides. NCBI's taxonomy places the organism in Eukaryota, Metazoa, Arthropoda, Arachnida, Sarcoptiformes, Oppiidae. The record is from the annotation of a GenBank genome assembly.